Adineta steineri is the source of this 1620-nucleotide messenger RNA. NCBI's taxonomy places the organism in Eukaryota, Metazoa, Rotifera, Eurotatoria, Adinetida, Adinetidae. The record is from the annotation of a GenBank genome assembly.
AUGACGAAUUUUUUUCGGGGUAAUACAAAUACACAUCAAAGUGGACUUCAACAAGCUAUUGAAAAAGCUAUAGAUGGAAGUCAACCAAGUGAAGAUUGGAGUUUAAUUAUGAAAAUUUGUGAUCACGUUGCAAGUCAUGAAGAAAGUGCAAAAGAAGCUAUGAAAAUAAUUCGAAAACGUUUACACGUACAUCCUGGAAAUAAUGGAUGGCGUAGUAUUGGAUAUACUCUAACUUUAUUAGAAGCAUUAACAAAAAAUUGUGGAAAAAUAUUUCAUUUACAAAUUGCGCAUAAAGAUUUUUUGAAAGAAUUGAAAGGAGUUAUUGGACCAAAAAAUAAUCCACCUGCACUAAUACAAGAAAGAGUUCUUGGCAUGAUUCAAACAUGGGCAUUAGCAUUUCGUCAUGAUCCAGAUUUUCGAACUGUCGAACAUUUCUAUCAAGAAUGUAAACAACAUGGUUUAGUAUUUCCACCAGCUGAAUCAGAAAAUGUUAUUAAAACAGCGGUACCACCUACAGGUACUAUUGAAAGACCUUCGCAAUAUGCACGAUCAAUGUCGCAACAAAAUACAAGAACAAUUCCUCGAGAUAAUCGAUCAUCAUCAGAUGGAUCAUCAUAUCCUAUUCAGAAUAAUCAAACAGCUGAUCAAAUAGGAAAACUACGUAGUGAAUUAGAUAUUGUACAAACAAAUGCACAAGUAUUUGGUGAAAUGCUUGUAACAUUACAACCAGGUGAAGAAAAUCCACAAGAUUUCGAAUUAUUAAUGGAGUUACACAAUACAUGUAAACAAAUGCAAGCUCGUAUUGUUGAUUUACUUGCUCAAGUAUCUGCCGAUGAUAUAACAGUUGAUCUUUUACGAUAUAAUGAUGAAUUUAAUAAUUCAUUUAAAACAUUUGAAAAAUAUAUGCAAGAACGUGAUAAACGUUUUGGUGCGUCAUAUAGACCAACAUUAAAUCAAAAUACAGCAUCACAACCUACAAAUUUCCAUUCACAAACACCAAUAAAAAAUAAUUAUCCAACAUUACCUAAUGCAGAUAAUGAACCGGCAUUGAUUCGAUUCGAUGAUGAUCCAGUAACAGUAACAAGUGGAUUUCAAAAUAUGAAUAUUAAUUCAGCAUCAUCAAGUGUAAUACCGAAGAAUACGCAUCAACCAUCAACGGCAUCUGUAGUAACUCGUCCAGCUGCACAAAAUCAAGAUCCUGAACGAGAACUGAAAGAAAUGGAAGAAUGGUUAAAAUCGCAAGGCGAUGACAGUGAUACUGAUGAACAAACUCGUCCACAAGAUGGAACAACAGAUGCAUUUAAUAAUUUUUUACAAAAACGUGCAUCAGCUGUACCUGAUCAAGCAGUAUCUACUCAGCAAGUUUAUCCUAAUUUCCAACCAAUAAAUAAUCAAAAAAAUAAUACUUAUCUAACAUCAUUAAAUAAACCAAGUAAAUCUUCAAAAUGUUGGCCGAAUCUACUCAUUUUUUUCGAACCAACAAAAGAUUUACAAAAAGAAUUAAUACAAAAACAGAGUGCAAGUACUCGUUAUAUACAUAAGAAUCCUUGGAUUCAUUUGAUGCUAUCCAAACGAAUUGAUACAGCUAUUGAUGAAGCAAGUUCUAUUUUCCAUAAUUAA